UCUUCCACCAGCUGAGCCAGCAAAGUCUCUCAGUAUCCUUGAUUCCACCUCCUUUUUCAAUAUUGCCACUCCUUAUCUCUCCCUCUCUCUCUCUCUCAGCUUCUCAAAUGGCCACCGUCCUCAGGACUCCACCUUUGCGAGCACUUCUUCCGCCAUUUCAGUCAACAUUUUCGUCAAACUCUCCAAAACCCUUAUGCGUUUCGUUUAGGCGAAGCGACGGCACCAAAUUCUCUCCUGCUCGGACCUCCCUGCGGUUCUCUCGUUUACUAUCUCAACGGUUUGUCAAGUUCGUUCCGUCUGCUUCGCAAGGGGAAACAGAAACCGCUGAGACCGAAGAGGUUCUAGAACCCCAACUCAAGGACUCUUCAGAUGGUGCUGUUGGUGUGGAAGAUGAGACAAGUGAGGAUGCAGAUGAUGGUACAAGUGAUGAUGUGGAUAGUGAUGCUGAGGAAAGCCCUGCUUCAGCCAUUGUAGCAUCACUGCUGUCAUACAAAGAAGCUUUAGCCAGUAAUGAUGAAUCUAAAGUAGCUGAGAUUGAAUCAUUCUUAAAAUCAAUUGAAGAUGAGAAGUUAGGUCUUGAAAAGAAAGUGGUAUCUUUGUCUGAAGAACUGUCAGCAGAGAGGGAUCGGGUCCUGAGGAUAAGUGCAGACUUCGAGAAUUUCAGGAAGAGGACGGAUAGAGAACGCAUUUCCAUGGUGACAAAUGCUCAAGGGGAGGUUGUGGAGAGUUUGUUAUCCGUAUUAGACAAUUUUGAGAGAGCUAAAGCACAGAUUAAGGUGGCGACAGAGGGAGAAGAAAAAAUCAACAAUAGCUAUCAGAGCAUUUACAAACAGUUCAUGGAGAUACUAACCUCGCUUGGUGUUGUCCCUGUGGAGACAGUUGGAAAGCCCUUUGAUCCCUUGUUGCAUGAAGCAAUUAUGAGGGAGGAGUCCUCCGAGUAUGAGGAAGGGAUCAUCAUCCAAGAAUUCCGUAAGGGUUUUAAACUUGGUGACCGACUGUUACGUCCCUCAAUGGUAAAGGUAUCAGCCGGUCCAGGACCUUCAAAGCCUGAACAAGAUGCGUCAUCAGAGGGACAGGAUGAGAGUGAGACUAUUGAGGAGGGCGGCCCAGAAACAUUAUCUUCUUGAAAUCCAACAUAUUUUGUGUAGAUUCAGUUUUGCGAAAGGUUUAAUUUAUGUAGAAUUGCCACUUUUUGGGGGGUGUAUUUUUGGAAGUGGAACAUUGUUAAUUUUAUCCGUCGAGAAUUUUAUAUUGCUUUGAGGGAAUAGGCAUUGUUUUGCAUUUCUAUUCAUUGGUGUUUUUAUCUUUCUUUCUUCA
Molecule: messenger RNA, 1317 nt
Organism: Ziziphus jujuba (common jujube)
Lineage: Eukaryota; Viridiplantae; Streptophyta; Magnoliopsida; Rosales; Rhamnaceae
Exons: 3
Coding region: 108-1127 (339 amino acids)
Biological process (GO): protein folding
Cellular component (GO): chloroplast
Molecular function (GO): protein homodimerization activity; adenyl-nucleotide exchange factor activity; protein-folding chaperone binding
Source: RefSeq, a predicted model, not a curated record